AUGCGUCCACACCCAUACGUCGACACUCCUUCCACUUUAUGGGAGAAUGCAUCAAAUGGUAUACCGUGUGUUACGUACCCAGAAAUAAUAAAUAUACUACGAUCAAGAAAGAAGAAACAAUCGUUAGAUAUCCAUGGUCUAUCACCUUUUCUACUGGACAAGAUCCCUCGACAUUACUGGUUUCUUCUGGCGCAACUGUAUAAUUAUUCAUUUACUGAAAGUUAUAUAGUGAAGAAAUUUAAAGAAGUACGAAUGGUACUGCUCGCUAAGAAAAGUGCUAUAUGUGUACCUGAUCAAACACGACCUAUCUCACUUCUCUAUUCGUUUUUGAAAGUUCAGGAAAAACUAUUUCUCAACAGAUUCGUUCAAGUGUUGAAAGACAGAGGUAUAUUACCAGACAAUCAAUCUGGUUUUCGUCCUGGGCAUAGAUUACAAACGCGUGUGUUAUUACUUAUCGAACAGAUUUCGUCAUACAUGGCAAAUAGCUCUCCGGUUUCGACUGUCUUCGUAGAUUUUAAGUCCGCAUUUGAUCAAUUAUGGUUUGAAGGAUGUUUGGGGAAGCUCAUCAGACUGGGAAUUCCACAUGCGUAUGUGAAUUGGAUUCAUGCCUGGCUAACUGGUCGUAAAGCAACAAUCGAAGGACAGGGUAAAAGAUCGAGAUGGAUUGAAAUUAGUCGUGGUGGUCCACAAGGUUCGAGUCUUACACCCUCGUUAUGCAUUACGUAUCAUAGUGAUAUGGCUGAUUAUAUCCCUGGAGCAAUGUCAUUCUUUUUUGCAGAUGAUCUGGCAGCAAUACUAGCCGGGCAAAUAGGAAUUCGCUUUACUGAUCAGUGCAUUGAUCUCGGACGUCGAUUACAAUCGUUCCUAGAUCAACUUGAAUUCUACUCGAUAUUAUCGGUACAACCGAUAAACUAUGCGAAAACGCAAGCAAUGUUCUCGGCAAGAGCGAUUGGAUAUCCAAACCCGAUGCCUCAAGUUCGUUGCGGAGAUCACAAGAUUGAGUGGAUCUCGUCCUUCAAGUACUUAGGUUACUGGCUCACGACGAAGCUGGGGUGGGGAAAUAUUCUAACAAAGAUCCGAAUUACUGUUCGUCAGAAAACAGCGCUGGUUAAUUCGUUCAAAAUUAGUGGUACAUCUUCCACCCAUUUACGACGAGCACUUUUCUCCACAUUCGUGCGGCCACAUUUCACGUGGCUAUUUGGAAUUUUCCCGUUACUAACCGAUUCGCAGCGUGCUGAUCUUAGCCAUCUAUACUUCACACUUUUGAAGCGGAUUUAUUAUUGUCAAUGCUGGCAGGAUCUACUGUUUCCAUCAUUAUAUAGAGAGAAAUCACUGGAUGACCAUUGUUAUGUUUACUGGGAAAAAUAUCUAAAAGCAUUAGCCAAGUCCAGGGAUGGAUAUCUUAUACUGGAGCAAUCAGAACUUAAUACACAUAGAACUAUCUGGCACCAAGAUGCAAAAUUGAUUCGUUGUCUAUAUAGGUCGAAAAGAUUUGUAUCACAUGUGGAUAUCUUUGGACAAGUGAUUAAAUGGAUGGGAACUCAUGGGACGGCUGACUCAAUUAUUGAUUGCAACGAGGAUGAGUUAUCUUGCUUUGCUUUAUAA
Messenger RNA from Rotaria socialis, 1605 nucleotides. The record is from the annotation of a GenBank genome assembly. Lineage: Eukaryota; Metazoa; Rotifera; Eurotatoria; Philodinida; Philodinidae.